Messenger RNA from Brugia malayi, 1029 nucleotides. RefSeq lists its product as uncharacterized. Bases 1 to 1029 code for a protein of 342 amino acids. The record is from RefSeq and is a predicted model, not a curated record. NCBI's taxonomy places the organism in Eukaryota, Metazoa, Nematoda, Chromadorea, Rhabditida, Onchocercidae. The transcript is spliced from 5 exons.
AUGGAAAAUAAUAUUAAUUAUUGGAUUGAAUUAGAACUUCAAGCAGUACAUUGGAGACCAACAUGCUUGACAACAGGUGGUUGCGCAAAUCCACGUUUUCGAAUUUCUAAAUUUAAUAAAUUUAAUGCUGAAAUUAUCUCAAUAAGUUGGAGUAUUACGGAAAAUUUUGUUGAGCGACAUUCUCGAAAAUUCAUUACUCAUUGGUUAAAUGGUAAACCACAUGAAAUUACACUUCAAUGUGAUGUCAUCGGCAUGGAUCCAUUGUAUGGAUUUUUACGAACUUGUGAUACCACACAAAAUAUUGAAAUAUUCAAAGAAAAUAAUGAAUUUCAGGAACUUAACACUUAUCAAAUGUUAGCAUCAUCAGAAGAUGAAUUAUCAAUGAAUGAACGAAAUGGUAAACUUAUUGUUGAAAUUCGAGCCAAAUGUUUUAAUGCUUCAUUUAUUGCUCGAAAAUAUAUGAAACAUUGUCCGUGGUGUUCAGCACCAGAUGAUAUGACACUUAUUGAAUCAGCACCUGAGUAUGAAACAAUCAACGAUGAUGCUAAAAUGAGUUUGGCAAAGAAAUUUGUGCAAUUUUUUCUUGGCGAGCAAAUUUUGCUAAUAUUUUUGCUAAGCUUAUUACUGAUAAGCUUACUAGGCUUAAUUUGCUUACUUCUAAUUAUCAGUAAACAACGUCAUUUCAUUUCAUUGCUACAAAAACGAUCACAACCUAUCAAUCAUCUUAAUUCAUAUCUUUAUUCAAAACAAUUUUCAAAAUCAGUUAAAAAUGCUGAUGAUAGGUAUGAUGUACCAUGGGAUCAACAUUGUAUUUUGCAACGAUUUUGGAUUAAUGAUAAUUCAAAUAUUGAUGAUAACAAACAACAAACAAUGAUUGCUUCAAGAAUAUCAAAACAUCCUUCAGCUUCAUUAGCAUAUAUUCCACGAAAAACAACAAUCACUGGAACUUUGUCAACAAUUUCAAAAAGACUAUCACCUAAUUCAUCACUAUGCGAGCAACAUGAAGAUAGUGGCUUAGAAUCAGUUUAA